CGACGCCCCGGCCAGAUCGUAGACUCGCAUCUCUCUCUCUCUCCCUCUCGCCUCGACAAGAUGGAUCCUUGGGCAUCGCCUUGGGCCGACGAUAGCCGCGAGGAUGCGCGCCGCGAGGACACGCGUCCGCCAGCAGCCCCGUCUACACCGGCAAAGGAGGAUCCAUGGGCUGACAGGGCGACGACGACGAGCGGCGUUGAUACGGAGGCAGAUCCGUGGGGAUCAUCAGCAGCAGCAGCGCCCGAUUCAUCUUCAUUAUCCAUCCCGCCACACCCUGCAUCUCCUCCAGCGCCAGUUCCAGCGCCAUCUACGUGGGAGUCAACCGCAACCUCUGCCGGAUGGGGAGGCCAAGAGGAUGCGGCGAUUCCAUCAUCAUCAUCGUUAAGCUCAGUCGCUCCUCCCUGGCAACGCGAUGAGCCAGAGCCAGAAGUCGACGUGGACGCAGGCGUAGAUCCGUGGGCAGAGAAGCCUCCUCCUCCUCUCGCUCCACCAGCCCUGCCGCCUUUGCCCACAUCACUGAAUGGGUCCCCGCCUAAAGAGUCGGCUGAUGUGCCCGCGCCCGCGCCUGCGCCUGCGCCUACGCUUCGUCCUCCUCACGCCUCUCAGCUCGAGGAGAAUAGAGAUACGAGCAAUUUUGCUGCUGCUGCGCGCCCAUCCACGAGCAAGGAGCAGACUGCCACUGCCACUGCCACUGCCACUGCGCCUGCCUCGAACGCGAACGCGACCCCCUCAUCAGGGCAAGGCUGGACACAGAGCAAGCCGAGCGGAGCAGGUGCGUUUGCCGGUCGAGUGGGAGGAUGGCUCUCAGGCGCCGUCUCCCGAGGCAGGGAGGCGCCUCCCGUCGUGAAUGCUGCGGAGGCGGAGGAGGAAGGAGAGGAGAGCGUGGAUAAUAGAGACGAGGUGCAGGUAGCUCAGCAGAGUAGUAUCAUGGACGAGCCGCCCGAGAAGGAAGCAGCAGCUUCAUCUGCAUCUACAGGCGCGGGCGCAGCAGGAGGAGGGUUCUGGAGUCGAUGGCGCAAGCCGCAACCUAGCGCUGCUGCUGCUGCUGCUGCUACAAAGGAAGAUCCACAACCACCACCCGCGCCGACACCCGCCGUAGACGCCGAUGGCCUCGAUUGGCUUGCCGCUCAGUCCUCCCCUCCACCAUCAGCCGCAUCAGCCCCUCCUCUUCCCCCUCUCCACUCCACAGGCGGGGGGAUGUUUCGUACCCCCUCGAUAGGCAAGGUCAAAUCAGCGUCAAAGGCCAGCGAUCUAGACUUUAGCAUCUUCGAGGAGCAAGCCGAGGCGCAACCGCCGCGCGUGCAGCCAAGCCAUGACCCAUUCGAUAUCCUCAACGCGGCGCCCCCGCCCGUAGCCAGCUCUAGUAGCAGGCUUUCUCGCCAACAACACGACUACGCCGACGAUCAACCUCCCCGCGAGGCCUACGCCGCUGCCGCACGUCGUCCCCUCGCUCCCCCUCCCAAACCUAGCGCGCGCUCUCGCCCUGGCUCAGCAGGCGGAGGAUUCACCCCCGGCCUCGCCUCCAAUCUAGAGGACAUGGAGCGCACAGGCUUCUCGUACCGAGAUGACGACUACGAUGAGGCAGACGAGGAGGAGGAUCGACGUCGCUGGCUGGCAGAGCAGGCUGCGAGGCAGAGGGGGGAGAGGGAGAGGAGGGGCCAGAGUGGACAAGCGAUGGGUGGCAGUGAGAGGUUCAGAGAUGAUAGGACUUGGACGACGUCGCCCUUGCCUGCUGUCCCUCUACCUCCAUCGCGGAGAGAGAGGGAGGAGCGGGCACAAUCCCCACCCAUUCAUGCCAGUUUGGCAAACCUUACCAUGAGCGGCACGACGGGGCUGGGUCGAUCCGCCUCUACCUCGAGCGCUAGCUCAGCUACGCGACGAGGGGCCCUCCUCCCUCCCCCGCCAGGGCCUGGCUCUCACGCCCACGCCCACGCUCGCACCUCGCUCUCAUCGUCUUCUAGCAGCCCGCCACCGCAGCAACAACAGCAGCAGGCGCUACGCCCUCCGGCCUCGUUCAGAGGUCCCUCACCUAUCGCGGCUACCAAACAUCAGCCCGCCCACGCCCACGCGUCGUCCGACCCGCGAUCCUCAGGCUCAGCCCUAUCAAAGGACGAGCUGGCCUUCUUCGAGGGUCUCUGAGCGUGGGCCAGCCAAAACACGCGUACAUCACAUCUGCAUCUGCAUCUACUCUACGCGCGCGGCGGGCGAGGCGAUUGGGAUGAUGGUGACUCGGCAUCAUGAAGAUUACUACUGUGAGAAAGUUCGCGCUCUCUCAAUGAUAUGCUAGUACAUAUGAAAGAAGCAUUAGGGCCGCAGGGCAUGAUGAUGUGGUGACUGAUGGGAGAAAAAGAUGGUCCAGAUGUCGUGGCGGGGGGGAUGCUCGUCUCUCUCGUCGAUAUAUACACACUCUCUUCGUCGCUUCUCCCCUCUCGCUCGCCUACGCCCCAAAAUGGAACAACUGCUUCCUCCU
Molecule: messenger RNA, 2470 nt
Organism: Jaminaea rosea
Lineage: Eukaryota; Fungi; Basidiomycota; Exobasidiomycetes; Microstromatales
Exons: 1
Coding region: 61-2139 (692 amino acids)
Source: RefSeq, a predicted model, not a curated record